This is a messenger RNA of Fulvia fulva, 2085 nucleotides long. Its product is annotated as NADPH--cytochrome P450 reductase. Gene Ontology annotation, molecular function: NADPH-hemoprotein reductase activity; flavin adenine dinucleotide binding; FMN binding. The record is from RefSeq and is a predicted model, not a curated record. The transcript has 2 exons. Bases 1 to 2085 code for a protein of 694 amino acids. Lineage: Eukaryota; Fungi; Ascomycota; Dothideomycetes; Mycosphaerellales; Mycosphaerellaceae. Gene Ontology annotation, cellular component: cytosol.
AUGGCUUCACUCGACACUCUGGACAUCCUGGUCCUGGCAGUUCUGCUGCUAGGAACCAUUGCAUAUUUCACCAAGGGCACGUAUUGGGCGGUACAGAAGGACCCAUAUGCCAGUUCCAUGGCCAAUGGCGCAGCAGCCAAAUCUGGCAAGAGCAGAAACAUCCUCGAGAGAAUGGAAGAGUCGGGCAAGAACUGCGUUAUCUUCUACGGAUCUCAAACCGGUACAGCCGAGGACUAUGCUUCCCGCUUAGCCAAGGAAGGCUCCUCGAGAUUUGGCUUGAAGACGAUGACCGCGGAUCUGGAAGAGUACGACUAUGAGAAUCUGGACCAAUUCCCAGAGGACAAGAUCGCCUUCUUCGUGCUGGCAACAUAUGGUGAGGGAGAGCCAACGGACAACGCUGUGGAGUUCUACGAAUUUAUCGGCGGCGAGGAUGUAUCUUUCAGCGAGAAGAGCUCGGAGGAGAAGCCAUUGGAGAGCCUGAAGUACGUGGCCUUUGGUCUCGGAAACAACACAUACGAGCACUACAACUCCAUGGUCCGCAAGGUGGAUGAGUAUCUGACCAAGCUUGGCGCACAGCGUAUUGGCGAUGCUGGAGAGGGCGACGACGGUGCUGGAACAAUGGAAGAAGACUUUCUCGCUUGGAAGGAGCCUAUGUGGGCUGCAUUGGCAGAUGCCAUGAACCUCGAGGAGCGUGAAGCUGUAUACGAACCGGUCUUCGAGAUCACUGAACAACCAGACCUGACUCCUGAGCACGACACCGUCUACCUUGGCGAGCCUAACAAGAACCAUCUUGAGGGCACUUCCAAGGGACCAUACAACGCGCACAACCCAUACAUCGCACCAGUCGCUUCAUCCAAGGAGAUCUUCCACGACAAGAGCAGGAACUGUUUGCACAUGGAGAUCGAUAUCUCUGGCUCCAAUCUGUCCUACACAACUGGUGACCACAUUGCAGUCUGGCCAAACAACGCAGGUCGCGAGGUCGACCGUCUUCUGAAGGCCAUUGGUCUCGGCAACAAGCGCGAGACAGUGAUCAAGGUCAAGGGUCUCGAUGCGACUGCGAAGGUUCCUUUCCCAACACCUACCACAUACGAAGCCGUGCUCCAAUAUCAGCUCGAAAUCGCCGCUCCAGUAUCCCGGCAGUUUGUAUCGACACUCGCUCAAUUCGCACCAAACGACGAUGUGAAGGAGAAGUUGACCAAGCUUGGAGGUGACAAGGAUGCAUUCGCUGAGGAAGUCGCCAAGAAGCACUUCAACAUCGGUCAGUUCCUUGAGCACAUCGGUGGAGGCCAGAACUUCGAGAAGAUCCCAUUCUCGCUCCUCAUCGAAGGUCUCAACAAGAUCCAGCCACGUUACUAUUCUAUCUCCUCCUCGUCGCUCGUCCAGAAGAACAAGGUCGGCAUUACAGCAGUCGUCGAGUCGGUUGAGGUUCCCGGCGCACCGCAUGUGGUCAAGGGUGUAACAACCAACUAUCUACUCUCCCUGAAGCUCCAGCAGGAAGGUCACGACAACCCAGAUCCACACGGCUUGAACUAUGCGAUCAAGGGACCUCGCAAUAAGUACGACGGCAUCCACGUACCAGUCCACAUCCGGCACUCGAACUUCAAGCUCCCUUCAGAUCCCAGCAAGCCCAUCAUCAUGGUCGGUCCAGGAACUGGUGUCGCUCCAUUCCGUGCUUUCGUCCAGGAAAGAGCACAGCAAGCCAAGAACGGCGAGAAUAUCGGCAAGACAAUUCUUUUCUUCGGUUGCAGGAACUCGCACGAAGACUUUAUCUACAAGGAUGAGUGGGAGCAAUGGACCAAAGACUGCGCCGGCCAAUUCGAAAUCGUCACCGCUUUCUCCCGCGAACAAGAAAAGAAAGUCUACGUGCAACACCGCCUCAAGGAGCGGGCGGAGGAAAUCAAUAAACUUCUCGAGCAAAAGGCAUACUUCUACGUCUGUGGUGACGCCGCGAACAUGGCAAGGGAGGUCAACGAGAUUCUUGCUGCGAUCAUCUCGGAGCAGAGGGGAGUGGAUAAGAAGAAGGGUGAGGAUGCCGUGAAGAGCAUGAGGGCAGCCAACCAAUACCAGGAGGAUGUGUGGUCGUAG